AUGAUUGAAGUUCCCAAUUCAUCUGAAAAAUUCCCAUCAAUUUUACAUAUACUAGCAGCAGUUCUAAAUGCGAAGACUAUUGUUAAAGAAACAUUAAACACGCAAUCAAAAAAUUGUGAUCAAACAUCAUUUGUUGAUGCAGGUCUAAAAAGGAAACACAGCCAAAAUCAAGAACAGUUACCUAUUUGUAUGACAAGCCCCAGAAAUAUUUAUUAG
Molecule: messenger RNA, 216 nt
Organism: Entrophospora sp. SA101
Lineage: Eukaryota; Fungi; Glomeromycota; Glomeromycetes; Entrophosporales; Entrophosporaceae
Source: the annotation of a GenBank genome assembly